Molecule: messenger RNA, 429 nt
Organism: Eurypyga helias (sunbittern)
Lineage: Eukaryota; Metazoa; Chordata; Aves; Eurypygiformes; Eurypygidae
Gene: RNF186
Product: ring finger protein 186
Exons: 1
Biological process (GO): protein ubiquitination
Molecular function (GO): ubiquitin protein ligase activity
Source: RefSeq, a predicted model, not a curated record
AUGGACUGCCUCAUCUGCUUCAACAAGUACAGCAUCUACAGAGUCCCCAAGCUCCUGGACUGCCAGCACGCCUUCUGCGCAGUCUGCCUCAAGCUUAUCCUCAGCAAAGACGGGAGUACCUGGAUCAUCACCUGCCCCCUGUGCAGAAAAGCCACUUCUGUGCCAGGAGGACUCAUCCGCACACUUCAAAAUAAAGGUGACAUCAUGGAGCACUUGGAAAACCCCGAUUCAAAUCCUGAGGUACAUGUCUCUGUCCCGGGGCUGGACAGCAAUAGCUGGGCUCAGACCAGCCCAGAUGCUUUAAACGGAGAGGAAAAUGUCCCAGCAGACAACAGACUGGCCAUCCAGAGACUCGUGCUGUUCCUGCUGCUCGUGGUGAUUCUCACUAUCCUCAUCCUCCCAUUUAUAUACUCUAGCCUGAUAAAAUGG